Molecule: messenger RNA, 183 nt
Organism: Plasmopara halstedii
Lineage: Eukaryota; Oomycota; Peronosporomycetes; Peronosporales; Peronosporaceae
Exons: 2
Coding region: 1-183 (60 amino acids)
Source: RefSeq, a predicted model, not a curated record
AUGGCAAAAUUUUCCUUUUAUGUGUAUGGAGCAUGCAAUGUCCACCAUCUCAUCCAGGGACAACGAGAUACGAUGAAACUCAGCUGUUGUCAAUUGGAACCAAUCGAAUACUGCACUGGACGUGAAGAAGAACUGCUGACGUUUGAAGAGCCCUAUCGAGCAAGACAACUUUUUUUGUGGUAA